Molecule: messenger RNA, 1113 nt
Organism: Effrenium voratum
Lineage: Eukaryota; Dinophyceae; Suessiales; Symbiodiniaceae
Source: the annotation of a GenBank genome assembly
AUGCGUUCGUGCUACGCUUUGGGCGUGCUGGUCCUGAGUGCACAACCGGCCUCUGCAGCGCGAGUGGUUGUCCAAACGAAGCAGUGUGGGUAUCAAAGCCUCCUGCAAGCCGAAGUUGCAGGCGUGCCGGAUGGGGUCCGGGUGAAGGUUUGCGGUGAGGAGGUGGUGCUCAAAUCGGAGCACCCCACAUCAGAUGCGUGGAAGUCCUUAAACUGGUGGGAUCCGGCGCUGCAGGGGGCGAGCCUGACGCCUGAAGAGCUCGAAACCCUGGACAACUACCUCGGCAGCUAUGACUAUGCCCGCCCCAUGGGCCAAAUAGGCCAUGGCCAAUUGCCCAAGCACACCACGUCGGCGGUGAAAGGCGUCUUGAGCUUCGAGGUGUUGUUGGGCAACGCGUUGAACAAGCUGCCGGCCUCGGGGGUCGCGCAGCUGUACCGAGGAGGCUGGACCUCUAUGGAGCAGCUGCAGGAGAUGCAGGCAGCCUUGGACUCUGGUUCUGCGAUCAACUUCCCAUGGUUCCAGUCGACCUCCAGCGACAGCAGCCACGCUUCCACCUUCAUGGGCAGGAAAAGCGAGCCACAGACGUGUGCCAACGAGUGCAUUGAGAAGGGCGCGGCUUUUCCCACCUACUUGACAUUUGAGACCCGGCACGGGAAGGAUGUCAGUGAGUGGAAUGCCGCUGAAAAGGAAUGGCUUUUGCUCCCAAGCCUUCGCUUCAAAGUGGCCAGCAUCACGAAGAUCAUGAAUGAUCCCUGGUGGGAGGCCAGUCCCAAAGACAUGGCGGACUGGCUGGGCCAGGUGCACACGGUGCCCACCAACUUCUGGAGCCGCAAGGGGAAGAUGAGCUACGGCCCCUGGCCCGAGCUCGCUGCCGCCUGCCUGGCCCAUUCCAUCGACGGCCAAGGCUUCCUCAAGUGGUGGGCCAACAGAUCCUUCCCGGAGCCAUAUGCGCCCCGCUGGGACGAGUCGGAAUACCUCCACUCAGACAAGCACAUGGAGUUUCAAUAUGCCUCCUACACCCGCUUCCAGCUUCCUACGCUUUCAACAAGAGCGGGCCCCGGGCCGAACACGGUGCAAUUUUACUACCGCAUCAAUCUGCAGGACGCGCCCUGA